CUGUUUAGGCCUCGCCCUCGCCUCUGAUUGUAGAAGUGCCAGCGGCGUUCACGUCCGCGACACACUCGGAGGCAGCGGGGACGCGGGCCGGUUGCUCCACUCGGCGGCGCCCAUCGCCUUACUGAAGAGUGGCCUGCCUGCUGGCCGCCCAGACGAGGAAGAGAAACGAGCGCCGCUGACAUGGAGAGCAUCCUGGACCCCGUGGGGCCGUGGCACGUGCCCGUGCUGCUGUUCGGCACGCUGCGCGGCAUGCCGGCGUCGCUGUUCGUCAUGAGCCUCACAUUCAUGGCGCCACAGAGUCAGGACCACUGGUGUGAAAAGCCGGCGCACCUGAGGAACUGGACCACGCAGCAGUGGAGGAACUUGGCGUUGCCGCUGGAGACCAGCGAGGCUGGCAUCACGGCACCGAGCAGAUGCUACAUGCACGGAUGGGACGAACUGUCGCGGCUCGUCUCACUGCCCUUUCUCACCAGCGACGAUGCCCAGACGUUCAAUCAGACCACGCCGCACGUAGCGUCCGUUCCAUGCUCCAGCUGGGACUUCGACGACAGCUUUCACGAGAGGACCGUGUCUAGCGAGUGGAAUGUCGUGUGCGAAGACCUGUGGAUGCUGGACAUGUCGCAGUCGAUACUCAUGUUCGGUUUCAUGGUCGGCAACUUCGUCUUCUCUCAUAUGUCUGACUGGUGUGGUCGGCGGCCAGCCAUCUUCACCACGACACUUCUCUCGCUGGCGUCAGGAGUGGCCACGGCUUUCUCUAGCUCAUUCGCCUUCUUCAACGGGUUUCGUUUCCUGGCCUCGAUAGGACACGGGGGGCUCACAAACAUAGCCUACGCGAUAGCUAUCGAAUGUGUGGCACCGGGCAAGCGUGCAAUGGUGUCCAUGGUCCAGGAGACUGGCUGGGUGUUUGGCCUCAUGCUGUUACCGGGCAUCGCCUACUUGGUCACCAACUGGGUCCACAUACAGCUACUCAUAAGCGUUCCACUCGUCGUCAUGCUCAUCACAGCCUUUUACCUAGAUGAAUCACCAAGGUGGCUGUUCAUCGCCGAGAGAUCUGAUGAGGCAGAGAAACUGCUCUUGAAAAUCGCCGAAAGGAACAACAUCAAAGUCAAGGACAUAUCCAAAAUAGUGCUCCAAACGAAGGAGAAGGUGGAGCUUGAGAGAAAGAAGAGGAAAUCAUCUAUAGUCGACUUGUUCCGGAAGAGGAAAAUAGCGGUCAUCACGCUGGCUACUUAUGUACAAUUCGCCGUUGUAGUCUUGGUGUACUACGAUCUCAUCUACAAGAUCACUGACUUCGGCGGCAAUCCUUUUAUAAAUUUCUUCCUUGUGUCGUUGCUCGAGCUGCCCGUGAUGCUGGUCAACGUGCUGCUCAUCAACUAUGUGCCACGACGCGUCAUCUACUACCUGCUCUACAUUCCGGCCAUCCUCGUUUGUGGUGCACUCAUCUUCGUGCCACACCAGAUGGUGUGGCUCCAGCUGAGUCUGGUGAUGGUGGGUAAGCUGGCUGUCCACUGUGCUUACAGCACCCUGUGCGUCCACAUGACCGAGUGCUUCCCCACCGUGGUCAGGGCGGUGGCUCUGGGAAGCGCACUCACCGCCAGCAGAGUUGGCGCUAUCGUAGCGCCCUUCUUCAAGGACUUGGGAAGGCUCACACAUCCCUGGGUCCCUACUCUUGUCGACAUGGUUCUAGUCAUUGCUGCUCUGCUGCUGUCGCUAAUAGUACCUGAAACUUUCCGCAAGAAUCUACCAGACACAUUCAAGGACACGCUACGGCUUCGCGAGAAGGGCGUAGUCGACGUUCCAACUGAAACGGAGCUAUUUGACGACGAAGAGGACAGCGAGAACACUGCCUGACAACCUCGCAAGCCCCGGAUUGUGCCAAUCUAUAUCUAUGAGACUCUGCUGAUCUAGUCUGUGCAAUGACGGUUGCUGUUGUGUGAAAACGACAGCUGUAUUCGUGCGUGUUUUAGCCGCACUUUGGAAGGACUAUGUCCCGCUGAUACAUUACCAGUGGUACUGCCUGCAUUCAUAGGUCCUUUAGUAUUGUUUAUUCCUAGUUCACCGUAGGAAAGCUGACUGCUACAGCGCAGUCUGCCUUGAAUGGCGAAAACAAAACAUGGUUUCUUCCAAGCUCAUCGUCUUGCAUGCUUGACCAGUAAAUACAGUGCAUAAGUAUAACCAACUGCACAAAUUUAUAAUCAAGAUUUUUCUUAUUAAACGAGGACACAUUCGUUGUUUUCCUUAUGGUUGAAAUAUCCUCGUUUUACAUUAUUUAUGCCUAAAUAUAUCAACCUCUUGUUACAAUAAAUGGUUUCUAGUAAUA
This is a messenger RNA of Rhipicephalus sanguineus (brown dog tick), 2320 nucleotides long. Its product is annotated as organic cation transporter protein. Gene Ontology annotation, cellular component: membrane. The transcript has 12 exons. Lineage: Eukaryota; Metazoa; Arthropoda; Arachnida; Ixodida; Ixodidae. Gene Ontology annotation, biological process: transmembrane transport. The record is from RefSeq and is a predicted model, not a curated record. Gene Ontology annotation, molecular function: transmembrane transporter activity. Bases 181 to 1851 code for a protein of 556 amino acids.